Molecule: messenger RNA, 1455 nt
Organism: Owenia fusiformis
Lineage: Eukaryota; Metazoa; Annelida; Polychaeta; Sabellida; Oweniidae
Source: the annotation of a GenBank genome assembly
CUUAAUAGUAUAAAGGUCAGAGUAUGCGAGACAGAAGCCAUUACAAUCUGGGAAUCUCAGACUGCACACAACAACUAAACAAUCCAAGAAAUCAUCAACUUAUUGAAUUGAAAAUUUCGAUCACUCAUAGAAACAGACGUGUUAUUACAAGACAGAAACAUACAAUACAAGAAAUUUUUAACUAAAGUUGAAAGUUUUGAUUCAAAGCAACAUACAUUUUAUUGUAAAAGAAAAGCAGAUAGGAUAUAAUGGCAGGUUCAAUUAAUCAAAAAUUGACAAGAGAGAGGAUACAAUCUUAUGAUCCUUAUUCUACAAGCUCUCACACAACUGGAGAAGCAAGUGGAUUGCAUAUUUUCUCCACAGCCAAACAUAACCAAGUGUUUCACUUCGACACAACAGAACAGUUGCCAUGGGAACAGAGAAAAGACCGAAUGAAUCAGGCAAUCGCAUGGAUAACAUCUGAAGUGGCGUUCAUGAAAGUCCAAGACAAAAUGCUGACAAAUCAGUUUACAAGAUGCCGGAAGGUGAUUGGUCAAUUGAAACUCAGGACAUUACGCAAACAGCAAAAAUGGCGUAAAUGGUCGGUUGCGAGUAGUGACAGCAUCUUGCAGGAUGGACUAUGGGAAGACUGGGAAAUUGAAGAAUACGAUGCCAGUGAAAGCAGUGGAGACAGCGGAGAUAGUGGGGACAGCGACACAGAAAACUUCAGACCAACUGCAGCAGAGAUAAAAACCAAACGUUCAAAAAGUUGCGAUGAUAUUCUCAACAAUUCUGAAGAAAUUCACGACCGUAUCAAAAUCACCAGAGAGAAGUUUCUCUCAACUCAUGAAAACACUAUUGAAAGUGAUAAGGAGGAUGACAUAUUUGAGAAUCAAUAUGUUGACUGUUCAAACAAUACACAUCAAAUAAAUGGAAUUAUUUCAACAAAUAUUUCUGCCAGUGUAAAAGCAAACACCUAUGAUGGUGACAGUACAAACAUUGAUACCAAUGCAAUCACCUUAGAGAAAACUGUAAACAAAAACAAUGAUGUCUAUGAGAAUUUAAAUAAGAUCAUAACAUCUGAACUAGAUCCUAUAUACAGUGAUGAUCACUUCGAAACUGAUGAUACAACUUCCGAUGGCAGCGAUGGACCUCUUUCCAGUACACUUGAUGACAUCAUAAUCGAAUUUGACGAUGAUGCAACAAGCGUGGAAUCAUCUUCAAUAGAAAGCCUUGUCAACAAAAGCAUGCAGUAUGUCACAGUUGAUGAAGACGGUUAUAUCUCAUUUGAUAUGUCCCUUGAUGGUGAAUCAAGUGACAAUGAUAGUGUUGAAUGGCGCAUCAAUGGAAAGGACAAUGAACGAAACAAAAAUGACACAACUGGUGAUGAUACUGAAUGCAACCAUAUCAACUCAACAGAUGCUCCAAAUGAUAACAAUAAUGACUCUGAUGAUGAUGAAACCCCCAACUCUCAAC